This is a messenger RNA of Prorocentrum cordatum, 476 nucleotides long. NCBI's taxonomy places the organism in Eukaryota, Dinophyceae, Prorocentrales, Prorocentraceae. The record is from the annotation of a GenBank genome assembly.
CAAGAACCUCGGCGGCUCAAAGGGGGCGAGGGCGGAUCCUGGUGCCACGGACCUGGCGCGAGCCGGGGGUGCGGCGGCAUGGGCGACCCGACCGUGUUGAGGGAGAGCUCUCUAGAGGAGCUGCCCGGGCCGCCCGAGGAGGCGGCGCUGCCGGCGGCGCUGCCCGGGGACCCCGCGCCGGCCCGGGGAGGCGGGGCGCCCCCCCCCGAGAAGAAGAAGCCGCUGCCGGUGGCGCUGCCGCCGCUGGAGGAGGUGGCGUUGCCGCCUGCCCGAGGUGACGAGCCGAGGCCGCCGCCCGGGCCGCCACCGCCGGCGGAGGAGGCCGCGCCAGCCCGAGAGGACGAGGCGGGCGGCUGGCCUGGCGAGGAGGAGUGCCCGAGGGGCGGCGGGCCCGUGAGCCCGAGAGUCAGGGAGGAGCCUGGCGGGCCGGGGGAGGCCCGGGGCGGGCCCGAGGAUCGGCCAUGCGUAAGAGGGGU